ACCAAAUCACGCCGAUUCAGUCAACGACUUGAAGAGAAGCGAACAUUGGUCACGUCUUUCAAAAUAAUGUUCUCCGCUUUCGUCUUUCUCGCUGUGGGCGUUCUGUGCAGCGCAGCUUCGAAUUCUACUACCCCUCCGCCGCCUCCGAAGCACUGCGAGAGUCCAAACCAAUGGGAAGGCACGGCGUGGUUCUUCCAAGCAGAUGCAGGGGUCACCAAACUAAUCAGGAUGUCCUAUGACAACGUCAACAAACGUCUUCGAUCUGUGGGUAGGACUCUCACUGGACCGUUCGCAGGGUUCUCACUAGAGAUGAUCCUACUCUACAAGGAAAGUCGCUUCUACUUCCUUAUUGGAGAUGCGAAACUUUGCAUUGAAUCGAACGAGUUGGACGAGUGGGUGCCGGCCGGUGUUCCAUCUGAUGCCACCUACAGGUAUCACGUGGUCAGGGGACUUGGCAAGAACUCCGUGACCACCAACACUUGGGCAAAGUCUUACCAAGUCGGCAUCGACCAAAAUGCCAAGAAAGUGCCAUGGUCCCAUGACAAUCAUCAUCACCAUGGCCACACACAUACGUGGUUCGCUUCGUUCACGGACGACCUCUGCGUGCCUGUUCUGGAGACCAUCUACGAAGGAAAUCUACUGGACAAGGAAGACAUUUACUAUCGUACCGAAAUUCUUGAUGAAAUCCGCUACUCCGGUGUGAGCGCUGGCAUUAAAGAUCCCAGUGUGUUUGACCCGCCGUCCUACUGCAACAGCGGAGGGAGCAAGAAUGCUACUCUGUUGGCUAUGUUGGGUGAUAAAUUGCAGUGGCACCGUUAUAUGUUUGUGUAACUAAACGCGGCAGUGAAGCAGAGAAGAGGAGGAUGACGUUUGCAGUGGAUUGAUUGCCUUUUUGUUGUUGUUGUGCGUUGGCCAUGGUAUUGAAACUAUUCUAGCUGCAUUGUUGUCUCAGAUUGUUGUUCGGCUAUAACAAGAGAUCGUUGAUUUCGUUGGCACAUAGA
This is a messenger RNA of Corticium candelabrum, 1001 nucleotides long. RefSeq names its product mammalian ependymin-related protein 1-like. Gene Ontology annotation, cellular component: extracellular region; lysosome. The coding region runs from base 67 to 831 and encodes 254 amino acids. The transcript has 4 exons. Gene Ontology annotation, molecular function: calcium ion binding. The record is from RefSeq and is a predicted model, not a curated record. Gene Ontology annotation, biological process: cell-matrix adhesion. Lineage: Eukaryota; Metazoa; Porifera; Homoscleromorpha; Homosclerophorida; Plakinidae.